This is a messenger RNA of Paraglomus brasilianum, 717 nucleotides long. The record is from the annotation of a GenBank genome assembly. NCBI's taxonomy places the organism in Eukaryota, Fungi, Glomeromycota, Glomeromycetes, Paraglomerales, Paraglomeraceae.
AUGAGAAUUGUCAUAUCAACCGUUUUCGUCAUUCUUCUCGUUUCGAUAGCCCAGGCUGGCAUCUUUACUACUUCUCCCAUCAGUUCUACGACUUGGAAAGCCGAAACACCGCAAACAAUUACUUGGAUAAAUGCUAAAGACCCACCACUCGCACAACUUACAAAUGUCAAAAUCGAGCUUAUGACUGGUCCCGAAGAAAAAAACAUCCCUCUAUUGACGAUUGGCGAGGGUGUUAAAGGCACUGCUUUGAAAUUCGUCUUCCAAAAGGGUGUACCUAAGAAUCUCGGACCAUCUGGUCAAUUUUACUUCCUCAAGUACACGGAUGGAGAUUUCAUUGGAUUUUCCGCACGUUUCACUAUUACUGGAAUUGAUGGUACGAUCGCUGGCUUUGAUCCCAAUAAUCCCAACGCCAAUAACUCAACUGCUGGAAACAGUACUACUGCAGACCCAUAUGGGAACAGUGGUUCAACUGGGGGUUCAACUGGAGGUUCAACUGGAGACUCAUCCGGAGGCUCAUCCGGAGGCUCAUCUGGAGGCUCAUCUGGAGGCUCAACAACUUCAACCAACUCUCCAACGGCAACUGGCACCAGUUCAGGAUCCAAGCCGAAUAAUACAAACAAGGCAGCUGCCGGCAGCAGUGCAAGUAGUUUGAGCACCGUUCAUGUUGCUACUUUCGUAAUUGCACUAGUUGGAAUGGUCAUAUCCAACUGGAUGUAA